GACUCCGAUGGCAUUUCCUGUGUUCGCUGUGUAACAGCUGUGUGCAGCGGCAGCUGGAUGCUUUAUUCCUGAACCGCUACGUUGCUGCCUAACUUCACAGCGCCCCCGUAAUAUCUAUCUGCAUCUCUUUCCACAGAAAGCACCGUGUUGUUUGGUUGGGUUUAAACCUUAACUCCGCUUUGGGUCGUGUUUAUACGGCUUAAAUCCUGUCGCCAAGGGCGGGCAGUAGUGCUACAGUACUGGGUGGUCACUUUUUUGGAGGACAUUACGGAUGUAAACCGUCGCCGUUUAGUGAAGACUAGCAUUGUGCUUGCUAGUUUAUUUAUCGUUAACAUUUGACGUAACGUCUCUUUUUACCUGGUCGAAUGACGUCAUAACCGUCCUGAAAAGAAGAAAAAAAACUAGAUAACGAGCUAGUUAUCAAGCUAACGUGUGUCAGAGAGGAUAAAUAAAGUGAAGUGUGCUCUCGACGACGUGAUGUGGGAUGAUGGAGUCUUUCGGAUAUCAUGUUAGCUAGUCCGCUAGCUUGCUAGCUCCGUUUUCGGUUACUAGGGGCGAAGUUACAACAUCGACAUCGACGAUAAAGUGCAGACCGACAGCCUGGCAGACGGGAUGAAGGAGGAGAACCUGUACCGACGGCGUUUCUCUCUGUGUCCCACAGCCACCAUGCCACCCAAAAUAGAUCCACGUGCUCUUGGCCGCAACCUGUCAUACGGAGGGGACAACGACGUGGACCCGAUCAGCCCAGGCAGUGAGUCGGAGAAGAAUGGCUUGACUUUACCGAGAGAUGAGGUCAGCCCAGGCCAGUCUCCUAGCAGUGCUUCAGAAUCAAAGAUGUUCAUAGGUUUGGAGAAGGAGAGCUCCUCACCCACUGAAAAGCUGGCCAGGAAGGAAUCUCUAAAGGUUCAAAAAAAGAAUUAUCGACAGGAAAAGAAGAGGGCAGCCAAAGAACUAUUCAGUGCUCUAAAGGACCCCAGCGUGGUCAUAAUUUCUAACUGGUUAAAGAUCCGGGGGACACUGAAGAGCUGGACGAAGCUGUGGUGUGCUCUGAAGCCUGGGGUUCUCCUGAUCUAUAAAACCCCAAGUUCUGAGCACUGGGUGGGAACGAUCAUACUAAAUGCCUGCAAACUGAUUGAGCGGCCAUCAAAGAAAGAUGGCUUCUGCUUCAAACUUUACCACCCGCUUGAGAAGUCCAUCUGGGCCAUGAAGGGCCCUAAAGGAGAGACAGUUGGCUCCAUCACACAGCCUCUUCCUAGCAGUUACCUGAUUUUUAGAGCAGCAUCUGAGUCUGAUGGCCGUUGCUGGAUGGAUGCGUUGGAGUUGGCACUCAGUUGUUCCAGCCUGUAUAAGUUGACUGCUAAGAGCUGUAAGGACGGGGACCUGAGCAGCUCCUCUGAGUCCUCCCAUAUUCUCCAGCUCCUGCAGUCCACUGCCCUGAGUGACCAGGAACUGCUACAGCUGAAUGACUCAAUGCUUGAAAACAGCCAGAUAGAGAAUGAAUCCGAGAGAGAGGCCCAUGAAGACUCGGAUAAUGCAGCCAAUGACAAUGGUGGGACUGAGGAGAGCGAUAUGGACCAAUCAGAUGACCCUUUGCCCUGCCUCCAAGCAACAGAGUAUGUUGAACAAGGCCAUGAGGAGAUGGGAGAGGCUGGUGAAGCAUCUCAGGUGGAGACAGUGUCAGACGAGAAUAAAGGGUUAAUCUGGAUGUUGCUGAAGCAGCUGAGGCCUGGCAUGGACCUGUCCAAAGUAGUCUUGCCUACCUUCAUCCUGGAGGCACGCUCUUUCCUGGACAAACUGUCUGACUAUUACUAUCACGCCAACCUGCUGUCCCAGGCAGUCACAGAGGAAAGCCCAUACUGUAGGAUGAAGCAGGUCCUGCGCUGGUACUUGUCAGGCUUUUACAAAAAACCUAAGGGUCUGAAAAAACCAUACAACCCCAUUCUCGGGGAAACAUUCCGUUGCUGUUGGCUGCACCCGCAGACUGACAGUUGUACCUUUUACAUAGCUGAGCAGGUAUCUCAUCACCCUCCUAUCUCUGCUUUCUAUGUGAGCAAUCAGAAGGAUGGCUUUAUCAUCAGUGGUAGCAUCCUGGCCAAGUCCAAAUUCUAUGGGAACUCUCUGUCAGCAAUACUGGAUGGGAAGGCCAGACUAUUGUUUCUAAACCGUGAUGAGGAAUAUGUCAUAACAAUGCCAUAUGCUCACUGUAAAGGCAUUCUGUAUGGUACAAUGACUCUGGAGCUCGGAGGAAAGAUCACUAUUGAGUGUGAAAAAACAAAGUAUUCUUCUGAACUUGAAUUCAAAUUAAAGCCUUUCCUCGGCAGCUCAUAUAACGUUAACCAGGUUUCUGGAAAGAUCCGUCUGGGAGAGGAUGUGUGGGCCACAGUGGAAGGGCACUGGGAUGGUGAGGUGCUUCUCUGUGAGAAGAAGACUGGCCACCAAGAGGUGUUGUGGAACCCCACACCUGAUGUACGCAGUCAGCGACUGAAGAGGCAGGUGGUGCAGUUUGAUCAGCAGGGAGCCUUUGAAUCGGAGCGGUUAUGGCAGCACGUGACCAGUGCCAUUAAUGCCAAGGACCAGAACAAAGCUACACAGGAGAAGUUUAUUCUUGAGGAAGCACAGAGGCAGGAGGCACGGCAAAGAGGAGACCGGCCCUGGAACCCACACCUUUUCACACUGAACCCCAUCACCAACGAGUGGAACUACAAAUACAUGGACCCUAAGCCAUGGGAUCCUGACUGCUGCCUGGUUCAGUUUGAGAAAGACGGCAUCGUUCAGACCAAAGAAAAGCCCCGGCGUCAGCACAACGGCUUCACCUACAGCCAGAACUGGAGCAGCCAGCAGAAGGCCCAGGUUCAUGGAAAGCACAGGAAGUCAAGUAGCCAGCCAUCCAGCUGUAGUCAGAACACAGAAAGCAGCAGCAGCACUCCAGAGCCAACACAUGAAUCCUCUGAUAAUGAAGGUUUUGGCAGCCAGUGUGCCAGAUGUAAUAAGGAAAUGAAGGACCUUGCACAAAUAGAGACUUCUAUAGCAUCUAUACAGAAAUCACAGCAGGACAUUCAGAGAAAUCUGAGUGUGUUGAGUCGUGAGUUGAUGCGACGGACAGAGCAGAGUCUGCAUCUGAGCUUUCGGCAUUGCCUUUUUCUUUUUGUCCUGAUGCUCUUUCAACUCCUCAUCAACUACGUCUUCAGCUGAGGGACCAUCAUCUAGUUGUUCUGAGACCAUCACAUUACAACAGUUGCCUAGCAAUAAACACAGUAAUAAACUCCCAACACUACACAAUCCUGAGGGUCCCACUGACUAUCUCCAGGCACUCAGCACUUCAGACAUGCAGAGCGCAAGACUCUUUUUAACCAAUGAAAGAUGGAGGGGAAAAGUGUACUAUUGCUUAUGGACGUGUAACUUCUGUCAUAACGGUUUUCAAUUUUGUUGUUUGUUGGACACAUCUAGGCUCCAUGGGCAGCUUUGGCGUGUGAGAGCAAUGAUAUGAAUGAUUUCUUGUGAGAUGCAGAUGUGUGAAUGAGUUUGUUUCCCACUCCAUUAAGAUGGGCCUUAAUACUGAAGCCAAAUAGAAAAGUCAAAACAGAAGAAUAGUCUGUGAAAGAACAUCCAUCAGUGCAAUUCUGCAUGCAUUUGUGUUAAUGUCUGAACAAUAUGACUCUGCUUAAAAUAAUCAUUUUACCAAAACAGUAUUCCUCAUUUGUUAAAUUGUGUUUACAUGUUUGUUUCUGUACCUUACGCUUAGAAAAUGCACUGUUGCCAAACGAUAAAUUGUAGGGACAAGGAAAUGAAUAAAUGCUUCACAUCCUAAUGAAACUUAGAUAAACAAUCAGCCAUAGUCCAGAAUACAGAUCCAUGAGGCUGAUGUAGCAUUUGGGUUGGUACUGGUAUGUUGUUGGCUUAGAUUGGCCUUUUCAAUGAAUUUCAAUGAAGCCUUUUAUAAGGAAUACGAUGAGGGUAGGUAUGUAGUGUGUGUGUAUAUAUUUGUUUGGAACACAAUGCCAUUUUAAAUGAAAUCAAGAAUGUAUUUAUUAGAUUCUUCCUUUUUUUUGUAAUCAUGCUAUUUUAAAAAAUUAUGCAUCACUCAUUCAGGUUUUCUGGGAGCAAUAUGGUCAUUGUUCUUCCGCAAAAAGAAGUGGAACGGUGAGACAGGGAUUUAUAGAUGGCUAGCUGUUCUCUCGUCUGCCUGUAGUGUAAAUACACCAGAUAAACUGUAGAGCACUGUUGUGAUUUGACUUUGCGCACACAAAUUUUUCAUUGUAGCUAAUGCAAGUUUAGCACGCUUGUUCAAAAAACACACGCCUCAAGUCAUCAUAAGGCUCUGUAAAUGCAGGAGUGGAGAGACAAAUGGCUAUCUUUUUCUUUUUUUUUUUUUUACAUCUUAUGGCAGUCUGUAAAACUGUUCUAAUUGGAGAAAAAUACCAAUAGCUCACUGAAUGUCAUUACUUAUUACAUAUUGCAGCACUACAGUAAACUUUUCAACUUUGA
Tachysurus vachellii is the source of this 4485-nucleotide messenger RNA. RefSeq names its product oxysterol binding protein-like 5 (gene osbpl5). The transcript is spliced from 22 exons. Gene Ontology annotation, molecular function: sterol binding. The record is from RefSeq and is a predicted model, not a curated record. The coding region runs from base 613 to 3192 and encodes 859 amino acids. NCBI's taxonomy places the organism in Eukaryota, Metazoa, Chordata, Actinopteri, Siluriformes, Bagridae. Gene Ontology annotation, biological process: phospholipid transport. Gene Ontology annotation, cellular component: cytosol; intracellular membrane-bounded organelle; membrane.